ACCUGGGCGGGUGUUGGUGUUGUCAUGGCUGAGCUCGCGCACGGUGUGGGUGUAUUGGUUUUGCGAGCCAGUUAGCAAACGAUGUUCCAAAAGAUUUGCUCGCUCGGUGCCCGUUCGGUGUUCAGUAUUAGCUCGGCCAAGCUAACUGUCGGAUGGAGAUUUUUAGUGCGUGUUUCGUGGUUUCCCAUCACGGUUUUAAUUUUGAUAUACACCACUGGUAGCGGAUGAGAAGUUGUAAGGUAGCGCCAGUGGAAGAAAAAAGUGUUUUCAAGCUGUAGUUUUAUUGAGUGUUACAUUCUUCGGGAGUUCCGAGUGCAAAUUUCAUACUGCUCGCGAAUCGUGCAGAAUCAAGACAUGUAACCAGGGUCGGCUAUGGGCUGCUCCCAGGAUUAGUCAGUGUGGCUCGCCUAGGCAUUCAUUUGUUUGAUUAAAUGCCAGUAAAAUUUAAGGCGGUCGUUCCUAUCCGUGGUGCUUACGAUCAGAUCCACAGAAGGAAAUAAAUUGAAUGCCCUGCACCUGGAAACCCAUACAAGGUGUCUUUAAGUGCCAUCGAUGCUCUUGGAAUGUUUAUUCGGUACGUGUGUGCAACCAAGGUGCUCCUCUUGGAAAGUUGCGAUCCAUAGGCACAUGAAGGUUAACAGAAAACAAGACACCGGAUUGGCGUUGUGAUAAAGAGUUGCUUGUGUUAAAAUACUAGGGUCCAGAUGAUCUGCGGGCCAAGUGACUUCCCCAGGUUGUGUUCCCAGUUUCAUUAAUCGUCAACCAGUUUUUGACAUCUCGCAGACCGAGCUAUGUGUAUACAAAUAUUUAGACAUAAAAUAAGCACAAAUAUGCAAAAGUGAAGUUUUUUCUCUUUGAUACCACAUACACACACAGGUCUCCAACUACUGACUGAUAUAUGCGUCACACAUAGCGAAUGUAGCGGGCAGAAAAGAGCUGAAGAAGACGAUUGAUGCGAGAGAUUGAGAGAAAGAUUACCACUCGCUCUCACCGAGUGCAUGUUGUGACUAUGUAAUAAUCGCACGCGGAGUGUUGUUCGUUCGGUGUGUUGGAUGCUUGUGCGUGCGGGAUUUAAAAUUCCGGUGUAUGCUCCCUGAAGGUCUGCAGGUUGUCACGGUCAACACUGGGCCCCCAGACCUGCAAGGUGAAUCACGGUGCAUCGGUUGAUAGUCCUGACGGUGUAAAAACGAGUGCGAAGUGCUUACUGUUUCGAGGUAAAUUGCAAAUAUUCAGCAACCACAGUCCCUGCGUAUUAUCAUCCUCAACAGAAAAAAAUAGCAAUCCAGCGAGAGAGAGAGAGAGGUGAGAGAAAAAACAGGUGUCAGUAGCACUCAAAAAAUGUGUAUUAAUGCAGUUUCACCGACCGCAGCAGAAAAACAGUAAUCUGCCCUCGUCUGAGCGUCAACCGUGAAAAGAAGUCACCAAAAUGAGAAAAUAAAUUUAAAUUUUAAUCGAUGUUUUUCGAAGGCCGGUGGAGCGACCAUAAGCCAGAGGAACGAGAGGAAAAUGUGUUGCUAAAAAAUUUCCACCCUUUACGGCCCUUUUUCGUCGUCGUCGUCGUUGUUGUGUGUGCUUAUGCUAAUAAUAAAUGAGUGUGUAAUAAAAAAAAAUAGGCGAAAGCAGUCGACAGCUGAAUAAAACAAGCAAUCCACCAGCGGUUUAUAGUAAGGGGGACACAAGUGAAACGCGUGUAUUUCGAGUGUUUUAUUAGUGUCGAUGUUCGCGCAUACAUAAUAGCGCAGGUGAAUCAAUCCAGCCCGUGUGCAGGGUGCGUAGUAAUAGUUAGGUGUGAAAUCUACAAGCAAUUACCGUAGAGUUUGUUAUUGUUGUUCGUCCUUCGGAUCUGCGUGCAUCCGGAAUAGAUCAAUCGAUGUCGUCAACGUUUCUCGAGCUCUUAGUGUUUAAGCGUUCUUCUUCCUCCUUCAUUUGCGAUCGAAAAAUGUAUUAGUGUGUGUCUAAGUUUUAAACAAAGAGAGAAAAAAAAUCUCAUCUUGGUGGGUGCCCGUUGACAUAAAAAAAUCUUCCAAAGUGGCCGCGUCGAAGAAAUCCCGAGGCGCCUUGUCGGAAGGUCGCCUGACCACUGUGACCGCGACGGGUACGGAGACCGGCACCAGUUUCACCAACUCCCGCCAGGGCUCCGUGGAUGGGGUGAUGCAACGAUGCGGUCUCUGCUCGAUCAUAUCCAGCUUGUUGCGGCGGGCCAUGUGCGUCGGAUCCAGGCGUGGUAGUGGAGAAUCGUACUACCAGGAGUUGCCGGAAACAAAUGUAAGGAUGAAAUCGAGCGUAAAAACCAGAAGUAGCUCUCAUAUCAAGAUCCCAGACGUUGCCACAAUGGAAACCACGGAUAGCUCCAGCUAUAAACGACUGAUAUCUACGACAUCAAACAUGAUACCAUCAACAAUUACGGUGACUACAACAGCGGCAACGGUGACGACGGUACCCUACCAGCCGACGCAUCGAAUGUCCGAUCAGGAUAGACCUCUCUUCGAGGCUCUAAUAGCUGACGAGUACUCGGAGAAUCCCCGACGUCGGCACGCUUGCACUGGCCGCUUUCUGACGAUGCACAAGCGGCGCAGAAAGAAGCUCAACACACGCAGCCUCGUUCUGGAUCAAGCUAUUCUCGAUGACAUCCUACAUGGCCAGGUGCAGUGCAUUCUGGACCGAGUCGGCAACUGGCGCUUCAAUGCUUUCACCCUGGAAACGGUCACUGGUGGACGUUCACUGCCUGUUUUAUGUGUUCAUUUGUUCCAUUGGUACGGCCUUUUGGACCACUUCAAUCUAGACGUAGUUAGAUUAUGGAAAUUGUUUAGUUUAAUCGAAGAAGGUUACCAUAGUACGAACCCGUAUCACAAUUCAAUUCACGCGACUGACGUAACACAAGCAAUGCACUGUUUCUUGCAAGAGAGACGCAUCCUGGAGAAUCUGAGUCCGUUGGAAAUUAUGGCGUCGUUGAUCGGUGCCGUCACCCACGACCUGGACCAUCCUGGUGUAAAUCAACCGUUCUUGAUAGCGACCUCCAACCACUUGGCGGCGCUGUACGAGAACACAUCGGUGCUAGAAAAUCAUCACUGGCGAUCGGCCGUCGGCUGUUUGCUGGAGAGUGGCGUAGCGGAGCAAAUACAGGGCAUUCGACCGGAACUGGAAAAGCAAAUCAGCUCUCUAAUCCUGGCGACUGAUAUCACCAGACAACAGGAAUUCAUUUCCAAAUUCCGAGAGUAUCUUGGCAGAGAAAGUCUCGACAUGCGUGAUAAGGAACAUAGACACUUCAUUUUGCAAAUCGCACUGAAAUGUGCGGAUAUUUCGAAUCCCUGCCGGCCAUGGGAUAUCAGUAAAAAGUGGAGUAUGAAAGUAUGCGAGGAGUUCUUCCGCCAAGGUGACUAUGAAAGACAGCUCAAUUUACCCGUAACUUCUUUAUGUGAUCGUCAUUCAACGUCGGUGCCCAAAAUCCAGACCGGGUUUUUCAAAUUUGUUGUGACCCCUUUGAUGGACGAAUGGCAUCGCUUUCUUAAGACAGAUCUUUCUCAUAAUAUGAUGUAUCAUUUAAAAUUCAACCAAAACCAGUGGGAAAGCAAACUGCAGGCAGAAAUCAACGAAGAAACCCGAACAGAAAUAUCGGAUGCUGAACUGCUUGAAGAAGAGGUGGCGGACGAGAGCGAUGACCAGGACGAACCAGCAUUGGAUCUUUCGGAUAGUUCGGAAGUGUUAAUUCCGAAUAUCAGCAAGUUCGAACGUCGUGGUUCGCUUCAAAUUCCUGGUUUUUGCAGUGCUCGAAAUGAACGUCGAUUUUCUGUGCCAGUACAUAGCAUACCGAAAAUUGUGCUUCCCGCGCGAGACCACCGUGGUUCAAAUCACCCACCAGAAUCGAUUCAGGAGAGCGACGAGCAUAAGUUUGACAACGAUUCGCUCUCUAUAUUCUCAUCGGACAGUGACAGUCUGCAUAGGGGAGCCCGUGGUUCAUCUACCGGAAGUACGGCUGACCGUGAGCGUCCGUUGAGUGCUGAGAAUCUUCUUCCAGACUGUAGUAUCGCUUCAAUGACCGAUGGUGUAUGUGGUGAUCGAUUGAAUCUUGUGCUUCACGGUGCCGUUAGUGUAGGCAAUACCGCAAAUCUUCUCACCGUUGGAACUUCCAAGCAUCUAAUCAGACAACAAACCUUCCCACCGUUGCAACCAUACAUACGCACCCGUUACAUGUCUUCACAAGCAGAGCUCGGUGCUUGUCCUGAGGCACUGCUCGAAUCGAACUCCAGCAGCAGCUCUUCCAAUUCCCACCCAGAUGGAAACAGUGAAUCUCGUGGCGUUUUAGUGGCUAAGAAGAAAGAAACUAGCAAGCGAGAAACGGAUUCGUCCAGUUCCGUAGAUAAGGCCAAAAUUCCGAAGCUCUCUCUAGGCCAGAAGGAGAAUCUCGACCCGUCGAUGCUAAAACGAACCCUAAGCCGAAGGCGCGGUUCUGCACCGGUCACCGUCGCGUUACCACCGAAGCCAACCGAUCCGGAACUCAACGUUCCAUUCAUCAUCAAAGGCUGUGAUCUACGGCGAGGUUCUGUGCCGGCCGAGUUUAUCACCACCAUGCAUACAAAAGACCAAACAAACGGUACCCAGCCGGAACCGCCCUCGUUGCCGAACAACAUCGGUCCGGUCUACAAUACCCAGCGACGCGGGUCGGUUCCCUGCGAAGGCUCCAACAGUGUUGUGAUCCGUAGUAGCUUUAGCAUCAAGCGACGCAGUGCGAAGAAAGCCCUCCGGCGACGUUCAUCCGGUGGGGCUGAGAUCCUCAGCCCAAUUCUUUCGGAGGAUGCAACGCCCGGCAGCAGCUCAGCAUCGUCGACCGCCUGGCAGCGGUUCAAACGGCGUACCGAUACCGAUAAUCUUCUGUCCCGGCGGCGUGGAUCGCUGCCGGUUGAGGUGCUUACGAUCGGAUAUUCAGGAACGUUACGUCAUUAGGUUCUGAGCUACGACUAGGCGAAGGAUGGAACACUUUUUCCAACAUCAUUAUCAACAAAUUAAUUGGUACGAAUGCUGCGCAUCCAAAACAUCAAUCUCCUAACCCCGUUCCGCACACCCGCGCACACAGCAGUGGUGGAAAACGCAAGCCGUUGGUGUAUGAACAUUAUGGAAGCUGCCUGCGCUGUUGGAGAUGUACCAGAAAAGUAAAAAUUGACUGAGCUUGGACUUUUUCCCCGCCGCAUGCUGCAUAGUUUUCAUCUGUUCAAAUUCGGCCGAACUAGUGUAGAUAAUAAAUAUAUGUAACACUCGGAACGCGUCGAUGUAGCCGAUGUAGAAGAGGAAAAGUUUUCCUCUACGAAACCAGAAACCAACUUCGCAUACGGAUGCCCAAAUGAGUGUUAUAAUUAUACAAACUAUGAAAUGGAAAUAUUUUCCGGUAAGCUAUUCUUCCCAAUUGAAUUGAAUCAGAUUAAGGUUUUGCUUCGUGCAGACAAACCGAGUUGAAAGUUUCCUAAAUUGAAACUAUUUCGCUGCACUUGCGAUGUCCUGUUGCAGGAAAGGGUGUCCCCGUAGUCUGAAGUUGAUUUCAUGUUCUGAGAAUUCAUGUAGGAUAUCAUAUUUAUUUACAUUUUUAAAUUGUUAUCUCAGUCUUCUAAGUAAAAUGAUGUUAGCGAAGGGAUUAAUUUACGUAAUGAACAUUUACACGUUUUCGAACCAAUUGCAGAGAAUGUAAGACACCCUUUCCCAACACCGAGCCGUAGUGCUGUGAGAAACAGAAAUCUGCAAUAUAACCUAUUUAAGAAUCAUACACAACAUUAAACAGUUUAGAAUCAUUCGAGUUGGCAGGAAAAAAAAGACGUACCAUUUUACAAUAAUCCACCCACAUGCAGCAGCAGCAAAACCAAUCGAAACAUUUUCGCAUACGGGAUAAUAGCGUGAGGAUGUGUAGCACAGAGAAGAAAGCUAUCGAAAAUUGCAUCGUCGUGCAGUGUGCCGUACCAUGUCAGAUGCUGCAGUUAUCCUAAUUCAAAUUGAAUUUUACCCCAAAUUUUACACAAGAAGUGCACAUAUUAUUCCAAUUUUCAUAGGCUUUAGCUGGUCCCGAGUUGCGAUGAUGGUCUAACAAAAGUCAGUCGUUGUAUGUUCAUACCCCGUCUAGCAAUUGCAGGGCUAGCUAAAAUGUCACACUUUCCGCAAUGAUUGACCGAUUUGGGUCCUAUGAACCAGUUUUGAAAGUGCGGUGCACGGAGAGAGGAAAACUUUCCGUUGCAGUCGAUUACGUUCGGUUUAAAAGUUUUAUAUGUACUCUCAUUUUUGCAUGCACAAUCGCUACUGGAGACAGCUUAAGCAGCUAAACUGCUGCCCAGAUAUAUACAUAUCGGGAGCAUGCGGUCCCCAGUGGAAUGGACGUUUUUAUCCGAUGAGUUUGUUGUUUUUUUUCCGCAGUGCAGAUCGGUCGGAAUAUCUGCCAGCCAGCUAUGCAUACAUUUACACAAACUUUGUAAAUAAAUAUGUUUUGCUUUAGUUUGAAUUUUAAAAAGCUGACUGUUUCAUACGAGAUAAAUAGUGAGAGGGAGAUAAAAUGUUGAUGGGUUUUCCAGCGAAAUGGCAGAAGGGACCUUGCUGUUGAUGUUUUAAAAUUCAUAUAGCCGAAAUGCAACCACAACUUUUUUUCUAUUAAAUAGAUAUGAAGUGAAGCUGAAUAUGACCCUGAAUCGAAAUGUGUGCGAAAUAGACCAAAAAAGGCAAUUUCAAACCAUAAUCACUAUUUUUUGGAAUAGAACUGUCGAAAAAAUUGCAUACAAUUGUAUAUUUGUAUCCAAAUUGUUUCCAUGAUUGUUAUCAACAAUCUAGCUUCAGAUCUUACGUGGUACUCUAUACCUUACCUUACCUUACCUCUCUAUUUCUGGUACCGGUAGGGUUGCUGGAGAGAAGUGAUUCCACAGAGUUGUCGUCCAUCCUCAUAACGCGGCCGGCACACCGCAGCCUACUGACUUUCGCCAGGUAUGCGAUGCGGUUCCCUCCAAGCAGCGCGUCUUUCUCCGUCGUUCGUUUGUACUCCACCGUAGAUAGUUCGCAGCAUUUUCCGUUGGAAGACUCCAAGGGCAUUCAAAUCCUCCGCGAAAACGUUGUUGUCUCAAGUCCGUAGAGGACUGCCGGUUUUAUCAGGGGUACAGCGGCAACUUCAUGCAUCAUCGCACUCGAUUCGAUCAAAGUGUCUUUCGAAAUAAAAAGCAGGAACGAUUUCCAACUUGAAUGUAUCUCUGGAUCUCCGAUAGCGAUAUUGUGCAAAUCGUGCCACUCGCAUCGUACCCACCCUUCAGAUCACACCCUCCUGGGCGAUGUUUCCCUACACACGCACGUAGCACAUCACUUGCAUUAUAGUGACUUUGAUCAAUCGCGUCUGUUUAUCCGUCGUGCAUAAUCUGCCAUAGAUGUUAAAAACCCGCUUUGUACUGGCAAUAGACGGCGGAACAUGAUCUGUCAGAGAAUUUUGCAGACUUCCUUCAUCCAUUCGUCUGAUAGCUUUUCCUCCUCCAUAGUUCUGGAUGUGACCCAGUACAGCGCGCUAACCAGCACCUCUCUACCAUGCUUAAAGAGCUCGCUUGCCAGUCCGUCCUUUAGCUUUAUUGCUCUUUAGCUUUCUGAUCUCACAACGAACUUUAUUAACAUCGGGGUCUGGUACUCAGUCAUCUACUGGUGAUGCUCCCAGGUAAGUUCCUUGGCUAGCUUUCUCAUAGAACGAUCCUCCUCCUGGCUCUUCUUUCGUCUGAGAAUCGUGGUCAUGUCGUUCCGUGCCCGGUUGUACUAGGACUUGCCCAGCUAUAUCGCCCAGAUCUUCUCAUUCACCACUGCCUCGCAUUCCUCGUCAUACCAGUCGUUUCUGCCGAUCAGUAUGCCCACUCCAGUGUCACCGUUGCGGUUUUCCUGGUGGCUGUGUAUAAAUUAGCCGUCGACGAGAAGUUAUGCACCAAGCCCCUUCACCGUGUGUAGUACCGCUUCGGACGUAUUCGCAGCAUGGUAGUCCCGGAGCUAAUAAGGGUCUGAGUCAAUAUCUUCACCGUGAUUGGUGCGUCCGUUGGUAAUAUCUGAGAAAAACUGGCCGUCGAUGAUAAUAUGGUAAAUUUGGUCAGGUGACCCCCCCAAGUGGUUUUGUGGAUGUCUUUGCGGGGAAAGAAGGUACUUCGUACUAGCAGUCCUUGGGAGAUAGCUGGCCACAAAGUUAGCUGGACGAUGUCUUUCGUCUCGGUGUGCAGACAGUGUGGCCCGGUCACAGAUUCAUACAUUUCUUCCUUGCCGAUCUGAAUGUGCAUCUCCCCGAUAACGAUCUUGAUGUCUCGACGCGAGCAGCUAUUAUAGAGCUUCUCCAGCUGCACGUUUAACGCUUCUUUCUUUACAUUUUUCACGAAGGCAGUGCACGUUGAAGAUACUGUUCUUAUAGAACCGGCUUCUUAUUUUCAACAUAUACACCCUGUCCUUGAUCCCCUGCCACUUUAUUACACGACCUUGCAUUUUGCCCAGCACUAUAAAGCCGGUAGUACUCCAGAAGUUUGGGAAAUUCUUUCUUGUAUUGAUGAUCCAAUUGAAAAUUUCUGAAGGGAACUACAAUUGAGGUGCCCCUGCCUCUGAAGAAAUACUAAUAAGCAAGGAUGGAAAAAGUCGCAUCGCAUAAUAAUCAUUCGGGAAUCAUAUCUGAAAGUGCUACUCAAAAGCUCUCGAUCCCAGUGAACCAUCGUAUACAUUCCUAAGACAAAUUAGACCGAAGGUAUACAUAUGGGUCAUUCCAUACGAAGUGACCACGAAAAAGUACAAACUUGGACACGACCAUCACAGAUUUUGCUCAAAGUUGGGAGAGUUAUUCAUCUACUGUCACUUUGGAAAAAUCCCCAAUUUGGUGUCGGUUGGAAUACUCCCCGCUCUGUGGGACCCCCCUGUCUAUUACCAAUUUUGUUCAAAAUCUCUUUUUUCUUUUUCUCACAAUUCAUAGACGUAAGAUGUCCGAAAAAUACUGACAGAUGAUUUUUGAAGAAAAUAAACCAAGGAAUCCAGAAAAAAUAUAAGUUUUGACCGGAAGUGUUGCCAGAUAAAUUGUUCUUGUAUUUAAAAACUAAAUUUACAUUUUUCGGCAAACGCAGCCAUUUUUAUUUUGAAUUUGAUAAUUUCAUCGUGUUCCUUGGAAAAUUAAUUAAUUAUUUUUUGACGUAGAACUACGUUUUUCUUUAGCCUACCACAUUGGGAUGUAAAUAGGAAAACUAUGAACGAAAAGGGGACGAAAUAUGUCCCUUUUUAAAUGCUUAUAAAUGGGUUUCUUUCAACCGAUUUCCUUCAUUUUUGCAGCAAUUGUUUGGAAAAUUAUACACGCAUCCACCCAAAUGUAGGAAAUUGUUGAUUGAUUAUGCAAACUAUUGUACUAUUGAUAAUUGUCAAGCCUUGUUUAAACGAAAAUUACGUCCUCUGAUUGGUCGUUAUAUGAUUGCUUCCCAAGCACGGUCGACAGAAUCAUAUACCUUGCAAUUGAAAACAUGCUAUUUGGCCUAUAUAAGAGCCUGUUUCAGCCGAAGCCGCUCAUAAUAAUUCUGGACAGCGACAAGUUGUCAACAGCAGUCGUCCUUCCUUAGCAGCAGCACUAGCCCUGUGGUUGGUCACCACGUCUCAGGAGCAGCGCGGUUCUUCUCAGCGUGUGUCGCCAGACUGCCAUUAUUCCCCCGUGUUAGGGCAGCAUGAAGAUCGUCAUCACCAAAUCCAAUUUUGAACAGCAAAAUGCCUUUUUUCAAGGCAAAUGAACAAGUCAUUGAAAGUUAAUAAUUUUUGACAACGUAAGCAAGCAUUCUGUGCGGAUUCUAGCAGUUACAUCUGUCGCGGCCGUCUAAUUAACAGAAGGUGAAAUAGCUUCCACAGUGCAUGUUGUCCGUGUAUCUUAGCAGCACAAAGGUUGCGAUCAGCAACCGAUUUUGAACAGCAAAAUGCCUUUUUUCAAGGCAGAUAAACAAGUAAUUGAAGGGUGAAAAUUUUUUAGCAUCAACACAAGCAAACAUUCUUCGCGGGAUCCUAGCAAUCAAAUUCUGUUGUAGUUUAUUUAGUUAAUACCCCCACUGUUGGGACAGCACAAAGGCUGCGAUCAACAUAACCGAUUUUGAAUAACAAACUGCCCUGUUAGAACGCAUUCAAAAAGGCAGUUAAUUCGAAUAUGCAGAGCUAAUAUGAAGUCGAUUCAAUCAAUCAGCAUUAACAGAAUUCCGUCGUCUCCCAGCUUCUAAGUUGCAACAUGAUGCAACACGCAACAACGAGCAAACGAAAUCGCUUGAUGUUACAAACCGCAAUAAAAUACGGGUUAAAACCGUUGCGUGUGUGAGAGAGCACCAUCGGUGUUUAUUCGUUGGAAACAAAUAUUUCCUCUAAAGAAUAUUAGAGAAUUAGACAACUGAACAGAAAGGCGUGGCCUAUUACGUAGCACCCUUCGGCUAUAAAAGAGUGUUUCUGGGAAAAUUAGCUACAUUCAUUAGUCGGAAGGCGAGCUGGAUGAACCGUCCACAACGUUGACAGCAGUAGAAGCAGAUACAGCACUCAGAAGUAACAGCGGGUUGCGCCUGUGGCUGCCUUCAAAUUAAAGUAAGCAGCGCAGCGCGGUUCUUCUCAGCGUGCCUCGCCAGAGUGCCAUUAUUCCCCCGUGUUAGGGCAGCAUGAAGAUCGUCAUCACCAAAUCCAAUUUUGAACAGCAAAAUGCUUUUUUUCAAGGCAAAUGAACAAGUCAUUGAAAGUUAAUAAUUUUUGACAACUCAAGCGAGCAAUCUGUGCUGGAUAGUAGCAUUUUAAAUCUGUAGCAGCCGUCUAAUUUACAGAAUGUGAAACAGCUUUUACAGCUCGUGUUUUCAGUGUCUUUAUUACCCCACUAUUGAGACAGCACAAAGCAAGCAUUAGUAGACUUUAUGACUCAUUAAUGAAACACCUACAACAAUGCAUUUGUUGAUAGUGUGCGUAGUUCUACGUCAGUUAUGCGGUCGUGUCUUGGAUACAACCUCCUACUUUUUUUUACAAUUUAUAGACGUAAGACACUUGGAAAAUAGUGAUAGGUGAAUUUUGAAGAGAAUAAACCAAGGAAUCCAGAAAAAAUAUUCUUUUUGACCGGAAGUGUUGCCAGAUAGAUUAUUUUUGUAUUUUAAAACUAAAUUUGCAUUUUUCGGCAAAUGCAUAUUAUUACCCCAUGGUAAUAUGAGCCAAUCUCGAGAUAUGGCAUUUUUACGGAAAUAGUUCUGAAUUUCGUAAUUAAUUUUUCGUAAAAAUGUUAUAUCUCAGGAUUAGGUCAUAUUACCGCGGGGUGUUAAGUUUUUCUUACAUACAAUUUUCUGAGAAACACGAUGAAACCAUCAAAUUUAAAAUAAAUUUAGCUGCAUUGGCCAAAAAAUGCAAAUUUAGUUUCAAAAUACAAAAAAUAAUCUAUCUGGCAACACUUCCGGGCAAAAACAAUAUUUUUUCCGAAUUCCUUGGUUUAUUUUCUUCAAAAUUCACCUAUCACUAUUUUCCGGGUGUCUUACGUCUACAAAUUGUAAAAAAAUUAAUUACGAAGUUUACAACUUUUUUCGUAAAAAUGUUAUAUCUCGAGAUUGGCUCAUAUUACCUCGAGAUGAUAGUUGUUUCUUAUGUCCAUAUGUAUUUUCUUCUAAAAUCAUCUAUCAGUAUUUUUCGGACAUCUUACGUCUAUGAAUUGUAAGAAAAAGAAAAAUGAGAUUUUUGACAAAAAUUGCGCGACUUUGCAAUAAAGAGGGGGUCCUAGAGAGCGGGGGGUAUUCCAAUCGACACCAAAAUUGGGAUUUUUCCAAAGAGACAGUAGAUGAAUAAUUCCCCCAACUUUGAACAAAAUCUGUGAUCGUCGUGUCCAAGUGGCAUGUACACUUCGUAUGGAAUGACCCAUAUAGUGAUUGUACUCGCGCGAAAUCAUGCUUUCACCGUGAUACACGCAAUCUCACGUUCACUUGGAUUCAUAAUUUUCUUUCACUGGCGAUAACUUUUCAAAGCUUCUCGCGCGCGAUACUAUUGAAUGCAAGUAAACUUGGAUACAAUAGAUAUUAUCAUUCUGUCUCCUUGUAUUGUUUUCGGGACAAUCGGGAGUGAAAAACAAUCCAAAGCGUUUCUAUGCAAAACUUGCACGCGAGUGAGCUUGAUUAUAAGAUACGUGUUGAAUCGAAGAACUCAUUUGCAUGAAAUAUUGCGAGUGAGUGAAAAUUCCAUGCUUGCUUACAAGUUAUCAUUACUGGUUGGAUCCCGAAUGCAGAACGUGAAAGACCAACGCCAGAUCACUCAAACAUCGUGAGCUUAGAGUUUAUCAUAAAAUCACCACUCUUGACUUUCUGCAAGAUCUUCACAGCUGUUGGACGCAAAAUGUCACAUGUUACAAAAAGGGAAAACGAGAAAAACCCAUUUAAAAUUUCAAAAUAUAACUAUGCUAUUUUCGCACAAUUUUGAUUGAUUGACUUUAACGAAAUACAUUAUUGAAGAACAGGUGCGUGGCGAAUUUUUGCAGUAAAGGAUAUGUUUUAGAAAUUUUACACUGGUUAGUCAUGACUGUUUUAUGGUUUAUAUUUUUAUUCAAAAAAAAUCACCCCAUGCACGUUAUACCAAGUUUCAAUUCAUAGAUGUCCUCACCUCCAUAAUCUUAACUUUGAGCGACCUAACUGUGGUGUGAGGUGUGCGAUUAGUAUUUCACUCAACACAAAACAAUCCAAAGAAUUGAUAUCGGAACUACUAGUUAGACCUGGAGAGGUGACAACCCUAACUUGAACUGACCCAGGAGUUUUUCAGCAUUCUCCAACCACCGUGAUCUAGUCACGACGUUCAUGAAUUGAUCUCUGCAUAGCAAAUACGACUUAUAGCCAAGAUUUUUUGGUAUAACUUGCCAGACACCCGAUUUCCAUGACCUCAUUGACCUCGCUGGAUUCUUUUUAUUUUUUUUUCAUUUUUUACCCUGCAACUGUGUUUCUUCCGAGUAGGUAGUUUAUUACUUUCUCAAUCCUUUUGUAUAUAGUAUAGGUUCUUUCCGACACUUUUCUCGUUUGCUUUUGCGCGCAAUAGAACGACGAAGGUUGAACGAUUACUCUCUUGUAUCGAAAUCUUCAAGUAGAGAUGGGCGAUACUAGCAUCGAUACCAACGGUAUCGAUACUGGGGGUCACGGUAUCGAGUAUUUUGGCAUCGAUACCCACCACGAGAGAUGAGUACCGGUAUCGAUACUCUCUAAAUGAUGAUUUUUGAAAAAAAAAAUUGCAGGUCUAAUGCCGAUACUAUCGAAGCAACGAUAAUCGAUACUCCGUCAGCCGAUACUUUGAUGCCUGGUAUCGAAGCCCAUUGAAGUAUCGCGAUACCAAAGUAUCGAUACUUUCGUCAGUAUCGCCCAUCCCUAUCUUCAAGUAUACUCCAUACUAGAGAUCCUUAGAGGGAGAGAUAAGCGAUGAAAAAAACCGCUGAUUUGGCAACUAGGUUUCACAUAUCAGAGGUGCCAAGUCGCUUCUCAAAGCGCAAUGUUCACUAACUUUUUUAUUCGGCUCGUAUAACUGAUGGUGACGGUUGAAGUCCUGGGGAAUAAUAAAGUGCAUCACAAAAACCGUGAAGGUGUUGAAUUUUAUGUUUAUGUUAAAUUUUAUAUACUUAUAUCAUUAUUCUGUAGACCAUACAAAUGGUUUGUGAACUAGGGAUGGGCGAACGGCUCACUAGCCGUUCGUAUGAACCGGUUCUUAGAAAAGAGCGAAAGAACGAACGGCUCACGAAAAAGAGCCACGGUUCUUUGAGCGCAACAGAACUGAUGGGUUCGCGCGAACUUGAAGUUCACCGAGAAAACACGAACUGUCAACGCUCGUGAAUCGUUGCGAACCAUGAGCCGCUCAUAUGAGUCGGUUCAGAACGGUGAGUGAGCGGUUCAGAGCCGCUCUUGCAAAAGAGCCGUUUCGCCCACCCCUAUUGUGAACCACCAGUUAAAAAUCACUGUGAUGAAGCAACUUUGGAGCAUUCUCAAUUCAUGUUUUAGCGAUAAAACAUGAAAAACGUGUAAAAAUAAAUAUUUUUUUCAUUGAGCCUUAUUGCAAUACCUUUCAACGUGUUACCUUUCUUGUUCAUUUGGCUCUCACAACACUCUCUUCGCAUAUCUCUCCCUCUGAGUAUUGCUACUCCAUACCGAUUGUUUACACUUGACACCUAACAGCAGGGAUGCCAGGUCAUUUUGUGAAAUGUCUUCACGCUCCGCGAAAAAUAUCUUCACAUGUGAUGCCAAGUGAAAACCACCAAAUACCCGCGAACUGGAAAAUGUCAAGCAAAGAAAAGGUUGCUACCUCUGCAAAUUUCGGAUGACUUCCCAUAUCUCCCAAUGUUUUCCCGUCGUCUUCGCAAAUCAAGAUGUCUUCACAGCUAGGUAAAUGUCUUCAAAUUUAUGACAUGUCUUCCAAUCUGGCUUCCUAAUAGUAUAAGGUUAUCAGUGGUGUCAGAUAGUCUGAAUCUUGUUCCGCAAACAUGAGAAAUUGUUGUUUGUUGUUUACUGCAAAAAUUUGUCACAUAUCAUAUGAGUUUUAGGCAGCAUCCAUAAAUUACUUAACGCUCAUAGGGAGGAGGGGGAGUAUCCUUGGGCGUUACGAUUUGUUACAUAGGGGAGGGGGGGGGGGAGGUAAGAUCAGCGUUACGUAACAAAAAAUCUCUGGAGAGAAUCUCCAAAAACGAGCAUUUUUAUCCAACAAAUUAUUCUACAGCGUUACGUAAUUUUUAAGGGGGGGGGGGGGUAUGUGUUUGCAUUACGUUUCAUUACACAUGGGCGAUGAGGGUCCGAAAAUUAGGUUUUUGCGUUACGUAAUUUAUGGAUAUCGCCUUACUAAAAUAUUAGAAAAAUUAAACAAUUACUUUUUUCAAUGAAAACCCGAAUGUAAUGCUUGUGCCGUGCAUACAGUAAACUGAGAUUGUUGUUGUUGUUUGGUUUGACAUUUCACGAGCGAUGCUUGUACUACAUUGGUGCGGUUUUCCGUUUUGGUUGUGUCGAUAAAAGCGAAGUAUUUGAAGCAAUACGGACUAUCAAGCAACGAAAAAAUCGCGAUGAGAUUCAGCGGGUUCGAUUUGUAAAACAUCACAGAUGAGCAAUUUUUGUCCGCGCCGCCAUGUAAAGUACUGAUACCGACUGCAAAGGUCGACUAAUCGAUUCUCAGCAGGCUUGCCAGAUUUACGGAUUCACUUCUACGGAUGUGCUAGUAUACGGGAAUUCCGUAGAAAUCAGGAGAAAUUCGUAGAAUCUACUGAUCUACUGCUGACGGUCAAACCAUUACCAUAAACAAGACAACAACCAUCUUUAAGAUAUACAAAUGCAUUGUGUAUGAAAAGCGAAAAAAGAGGACCAGAUGAUCUACUUAUUUUUACAUGCUACUUGUUUCAUAUAGACACGACGAUAGAUAGAUGCAAUUCAGUCUGGUUCCGGUUGGUAACAAUUUAAACCUUAUUAUUUUCAGAGUUAAUUUCGGGCAUAUGAAUCCCAGAGCGCCUCAACUGCCUCCCCUGAACUGAACUAAAAAAUAUUUCCGUCAAGUUUCAUUUAUCAGCCAUGGUGCUAGCUAUAAGUUGAUCCAGAGAUAUCGACGAUAGUGUUCCGGAUCUUUGCGCUUCCUUUUUAUGAAAUUUCAAAACUUUUUUUAGAUUGCGUUUAAGAUUUAGUUCAGUAGACGUAAUGUAACGUUGGUAAAAUUGAAUGUUCAAGGUUUACACUCAUUCACUCUACGUACAUUCAUUUGGUGCUUAUUGAUUGAAUGCACAGUCAUUCCAAUAAGGUGCUUGGUACUUACUUAACUACUUUGUUAGAAUUUACAGACUGAAGGAUCCAAAAUUUUUUUUUCCCCUAAAAAGGUUACAUUUACUACUGAAAAACGUGAUGGCUAGCGAAAAGUUGACGUCUCUGCUAGUUUAUAAUCAAACAACAAGGGCGGUGAAAUAACUAGCUUCAGCAAAUUAAAGAAUCAUUUCACAAAAUGCAAGGCUGACUGCACGAUUGAUGUCACAUACACACACACUAACAUACAAAAUAAUAGUAGCAUGAGAAUCCAAGUACAUAGCAGCAGUAGCUAGCAAAGAGUAAACAUAACCGUCAAGUUUUCAUCGCAGCAAAUUUUGGACUGUAGAAGUCACACACACAAAUACACAGCUCGUAAUAUAGAAUGAAUCUGGCUGGUCCCAGUUUUAGACCCUACUGAGCAGCAUAUUUGAGGUAAAUCAUACAAAAGAAUCAAACGUUAUUUGUAGCUACAGGCAAGUAUUGAAGAAAAGUAGUAUAUUACUGGACAAAUUCAACCCAAAAAUAUAACAAAUCAAUGUCAAACAGUUUAUGCAAAAAAACUGAAGAGUUAUUGUUUUGAAAUGUUUUUUUAUGGUUCUAAAAACGGAGUUUUGCUUUCUUUUAAUUUAUUUAGUGAUAGGUUUCGUUUUUUAUACUCGAAAGUAGAUAGUAUUUGUUUACCCAUUUUGAGCUAUAAUAUACAUUAGUUUCCAGAAUAAGUAAAUCAAUCUCACAGGUAUUUCAUAACCAGAUAGUAUAUAAACUACCAUAGAGCAAACCACCAUGUUCCAAACUAACACUAUUUCGUCGAUAGAAGAAGGAAUAGAAACCGCACAACAGAUAUAAACCCACAUACCUUCAGUAGUAGACUAAAAUACGGUGCACUGAGUUUACAAAACGCCUAUUUUGCUUUUUAAUUUCGUUCUUUGAUAACCACACCAAAAUAUAACUAUGAUCAUUGUAUCACAUAAACAUGCAUUGAAUAAAAAAAAUCGAAGGAUAACAAUGGAAAACAAUAGCAGAGUGUUGUAGGUUAACCCAAUAAAUCAAACUUGCUCAAAUGGUUCGAAGAAAAUAAACUUUCACUCUCUAUACAUUACAUACGAACAAUAUGAAACUUUAUUCUAGGACCCCCCACUUGGAAAUCUACACGGAACAAAACCUAUAUUGUCAGUUAUUUAGUAGAACGUACUGACCAUGAAACCUGUACUGUUUGCGAAAAUAGCACUUAAGGUAAAAAGAAAAAAAAACAAGGAAAUUCGAUAUUUAGGAGUAAUUACCAACUACGUUGUAAGCAAACCGAACUGAAAUCAAAAAAACAAAAAAAAUAGUGGAUGAUAUAAGUGAAAUUCUAUAGGCAAACGACAAACUAAUCGAUUAUAAGUGGUGCCGUUAUCAUUUCAACAAACAUAUUUUUGAAGUCUUAUUCCAAGUAAAAACGGGACACGGAAAACAGGUUUUUUUUUUCGAAUGUGUAACGCUAAGUUUAGAGUUAAUACUAACACACACAAAGAAAGUACAGCUGAAAAAUAAUAACACAAAAUUUUAUUAGAAAUGAGUUUUUUAUCGGUAUAAGCGGAAACUAUUGGAUGAUGUAGAUUUUAUUUAGAUUAGAUGAAUUAUCAAAACAAAAGUAUAGGUAAGAUAAAUGAUGUAGUAAGUAAAACACAAUUGUAUAUCGGUGUAACUGAAUUUCUGAAAAUAGUGUUGAAGUUAUUUGGUAUAGUACGGCAAAAGCUAACCUAAUUGAAACAGCAAACUCAGCAAAACUCAAAUACAGCAAACAAGUAGUUGUGGAAAUAGAAUAGUUUGAAAACAAAUAGUAUCAAAAAACAGUCAUGCAGCAAACAAGAUUAAAAGAAAAAACACAAAACAAAUAUGAACAUUUAUCAACCCGAUUCAAAACUACAGUAAAUUAGAUCAAAAACAAGAAAAAAGACUUUCGACAUUAUUCUUGCGAUACGUAUAUAUAUUGAGAGGAAGAGAGCAAAUAAAUAGUCAAGAAAACAAACAAGCAACAAUUUUCCACUAAUUCUAUAUAGGGACAAUGUCUUAUACAAUCAUCUCUUAUAUGAUUAUUGAGGACUUUUCUUGCUAUGAUUUUUCCAGAAGAACUUUACACAACAAAGAAAAACAACAACUUUUUACUACUGAAAACACACAAAACCAGCAAUGAGCAAACCAAGCACUCUUAAGAUAACUUAUUCUAUAGCCGUAUAGGAAAGAACCAAGCGAGGAACUUUACAUUUUACGCAUAAACCACUGCGAAAUAAAUAAAAAAAAAUAGAAUCGUUGUGAGUGAAAUCAAAGCACCGUAAAUUUGAGGUUGGAUGAACAGAACUCGUUCUACGUUUUGCCAGCCGGACUGGCAUUAAAUGUUUGAUUGUGUUUGUAGUGAAACAUAAUAGCUCCUGUGCUGCAUACUAAGAAAAAAAAAAUAAAACAACAAAAAACUCCUAUUGAAGGCGAUUGCGAAUGGAAAUAGUAAGAAUUUAUUUUUUGGUGGCAAAAAGAUUAAGACAAACCAUUGCUCAACUGCUCCUUGAAGAUGUUUUUGACGUAAAAAAUUCAACUAUUCAUUAUCCUCUAUAUACGCAAUAUUUUAAUUUAAUCACCUUGAUUUUUUUUCAAUCUCUGCUUCUAUCGGUCCUGUCGUCGUUAUUCAUAUAAGCAACUAUAUUUUAAAAAACUACAAUUUUUAAAAACCUAAACAUCCCUUCUAAUUGCUAUUCUCCUAUCGUUUUCAACCACUUCGUGACCAAAGGGUUUUCAAAACUUCACAUUCGUGUCGCCUAUUUCACACAGCACCAAGACAGCUGCGUUCGUGCUGAACUAAAAAGACAAACAGCAAAAAUGACGAAAAUCAAACAAACACAUGAUAAGAACGACACUGAGGAUUAACGAUGAAUAUUACUACUAUUACUAGAUGGCAGAAGCAAACAGAGAAGCAACCAGAAAAUUAAGUGUUAUAGACGAUAAGAGAGUAAAACAAAAUCAAAUUCAAACAAAAAGAACAUAAAUCAAAUUCAGUUAAAGAAAUAAGAAGCGAAGAGCCGAAAUUAAAAAAUGCGAAAAAAAAUGUUCAAAGCUCCCAACCAACCCAAACUGUGUGUGAGUGUAAGACGAUUCUGUUACGGUGAGUACCAACAAACAAGAAAACACAAGUAACUGUUAUUGUAACUAAUAUCAAGUAAUAUUCAAAACUAAACAAAAAAAACAAAAUGAUUCCGGCUGAGUGUGAACUUGAAUGCAAUAAAGUAAUGAAAAUCA
Messenger RNA from Wyeomyia smithii (pitcher-plant mosquito), 19001 nucleotides. Its product is annotated as cAMP-specific 3',5'-cyclic phosphodiesterase 4A-like. Bases 2152 to 4941 code for a protein of 929 amino acids. The transcript has 8 exons. Gene Ontology annotation, molecular function: 3',5'-cyclic-AMP phosphodiesterase activity. The record is from RefSeq and is a predicted model, not a curated record. Lineage: Eukaryota; Metazoa; Arthropoda; Insecta; Diptera; Culicidae.